UAGUUGAUACUUCAAGAUGCUGUAGGUUACUCGUUGACAUAGCGAGUCUUUUUAUUUUUUUACCCUUUUUGUGUUUUUAAAAAAUGGCAAGUCUGGUAGGCUUCGCUGGCGUUGCAAGUUGCACGCAGGCAGCGGUGCAGAUAGUAAUGAGCGCACUCUCUCUGGCGCAAUACUUUUGCUUGAUUGACUUUCUUCAGGAUCUACCAGAAUUGCUUUACAUCAAAAUCCUGUAUUACCAUAAUCCAGCUAUUUGUGGGCAGCGAGUAAACAUAGGACAAUCUCUCACUGAAGUAAGCAAUCAGGCGUUUGUUCUCAUAAGAACAGAACCAUUUACAGCAACUAGAACAUUCUAUAUUAAUUGUGUACACCUCGGUCUAGGAGUCCUUUGGUUCUUCGCAAGUGUUAUCUUGAUUGCCAGCUGGACUAACAAUAAAAGAACGCCGACAAAAUGGCCUUGGAUAGUAACUACAAUUAGCAUUUGUGCAUUAGAUGUCGUCGCCAUUGUGAUAUUCGCCAAUGAUGUGUUCUUCACUAGAACUUUAAAUGAGAUUAUGAACUACAUCGGAGCGACAGCGAGUGGAUUAGGUAACACAGUGCUGGACACAAGAUUGGCUGUUUGGAUAAUGAUCGGUUUAUAUGGAAGACUGGGCGUUUUUUUUCUCUUAAAUAUAAUUGUUUUGAUAGUGGUAGCGAUCAAGAAACGAGAGGUUACUGUUUUGGCGGAUAAUAUAUCAGAGGCACCGUCCACCACUAAGCUGUAUGCUAGAAGGGACACACCAAAUUUUGAAGAUAGCGUCUCUACAAGUGGAACAAGUUACGAUCUUGAAGUCGAUCGAAUACCGCGCCCCACUUUAACAAGAAAAACAGACUCAGAAAUGGAUAAAAAAGUAAAGUUCAUUGCAGAUAUAAUAACUCCGCCGGUAGUUGCGGAAAAUAAAGAAAAUAUUCAGGAACGAAGAAACAGUAUUGACAUAUCAAUUGUGGGGACAGCUGCGCAUAGCCAGCCGUCUACUAGCUCGAUGCAACCACUUCCCGCUCCAGAAAAGAAGAUAGGCAAAAAGCCUAGCACAGCGGAACUUCAUUGUCAACUUCCAUGGUCUUACCUUCCAUCUACGUCACAACCAAUGCGGUCCCAACUACCCCCUGAUGAAGAUCUGCCUCCGGUACCAUUACCGGACUACACAGUUAUUCAUAAUCCAAGAAAAGCCUCUGUACAUAGAGCGCCAUCAAAUUUAGGAUCACCACCUGUACCACGUAUUAAAUUUCCUACGUCAGUACUGGCAUCUGCUCAACUGAAAAAAAGUGAUGUUUUGUAUUAACGUCGAGAUAUAAUAAAAUAAUGUUUACCAGGGGAGCGGCGACGGCAGUACCUUGAUGACGUUCUACCGAAAGUAUUUCUGUAUUAUGCAAGUGUUAAAAGCUUUUUAAGCUCCCGGUGGUUUAAAAACCCGAGACUGUUAAAGAUUAAGCAUUAAGUGUUUGUUUGUGCGGGUGACGUAAUCAUUAACGAAACUAUAUAAGUGAAAUAUUGGAUUCUAAAAGGGCAUACGUCAUGGCCCGAUCGUAGUAUUUAUCAUUUUGUAAUGUAGCCACACUCUUUCAUGUAAUAAUGAAUAAAUGCUAGAUAAAAAUUUUAUUUACCGAUAGAGGCGGAUAUUUUUUUUUU
Messenger RNA from Pieris napi, 1666 nucleotides. RefSeq lists its product as uncharacterized. The record is from RefSeq and is a predicted model, not a curated record. Lineage: Eukaryota; Metazoa; Arthropoda; Insecta; Lepidoptera; Pieridae. The transcript has 10 exons. The coding region runs from base 84 to 1319 and encodes 411 amino acids.